This is a messenger RNA of Rotaria socialis, 252 nucleotides long. NCBI's taxonomy places the organism in Eukaryota, Metazoa, Rotifera, Eurotatoria, Philodinida, Philodinidae. The record is from the annotation of a GenBank genome assembly.
AUGUCAAAUUUACUUACAGCUAAUAUUGAAAGUGGUCUUAUGAGAAGUACUGCACUUGGUUAUCAUCGUGAUCCACAAACUCGUGCAGCUUUUAUGGAAGUUUUAACAAAAAUUCUUCAACCAGGAACUGAAUUUGAUACAUUAGCUGAAACUGUUCUUGCUGAUCAUUUUUUUGUUUUCAUUUACUAUAUUUCACGUAGGGAUGCACCAGUGCCAGUUCACGACUGGAGGAUACCCAGUGGCACGGGGUAG